CGCGAGUUCAUUGAACACACGUUCAAAUCAUUCGGUUUCUGAACGCAAAACCCGCGUUCAAUGAACUCGUGGUUUCAUAGUGAUUGUCAUGGAGUCGGUGUUAGAUGGUCUGUCCGACGUAUCGACUUUCUUAUGUCCCACUUUGGCGAUUGUGGCACCGCCAACGACCGGUCGAGUGGAUGACACGGAUGGAGUGUCUAGAGGAUUCGACGAGUUCGCCGGCGACACGAUACUGCAUCCCACAGUCUUCGCCACUCUCGCCAUUUUUCAUGUGGGAGCACCGCAUGCGGUGGACCAGGGUUUGGCGGAGCAGGUGGCACGGAACCGCCAUGGCGGCCCACGCAUUGUGGCGCAACGUAGUCUAAGGGAUUCAUUCGAGAGAGUGGAUGUAGAGUAUGUGGCGCAGGACGGUCACCGUGCGAGGGAUUUCGUAGGCGACGGAGACCACGAGCAUAGAGCGUCAUCGGACGCACAGCGUGGCGCUGACGGGCCCAUCUCACGAGCUGUCGGAGGCUGGCACACAGGUGACGCUCGACCGCAUCUCAUGGCGAUGCGUUCAGCACCCCCGCACCCCCAUGGCGUCGACCCGUUCGGCCCUGCCGCGCAGGGCUUGCCCGCGAGCACCGCAUUGCCGACGGUGUCGUUCUAUGACGGCGUGACUAGGGACCGGAGGGCGGGCGACGAGGUGCAUGCAUUGCCGACGGUGUCGUUCUAUGUCCCUGCGGGGACGCGAUCAAUAGGCCUCGACUAUGGUGGUUGUCACGACUCCAUGAGAGCAUACGAGGAGCGACACGGUAGGCCUACGAGGGCCAAGACAUCGAAUGUCCACGGCACCAGGACGGCAAUUGUGAGGUUAUCUCAGGCGAGGAAGAAGGGGACAAGUACAUCGAUUCCAUAUCACCGUCGCCUUCAUCUACCUUCUUUUCAUGCUAGAGAUCCGACCAGGAUGACAACUGUCGGGGCAGUGGCGGACGGAGGGACAGGCGUCGGAGGCUCGACAACCAUUUUGCAUAGAUCGGAGCGUGGGCAUGACGCACUUCACGGUGGUGCAUCUGGAGCAGCCUUCAAACGUGAUGUCGUCGACUGUUCAGGGCGCGUCGAGAAGAGACGAGACGAUGUGGUCAUCUACCAUGACGACAGUUCCACAGCUGAGGAGGCUGGCAAGACCACAGGCGCUGACGAUCUAGGUGAUUCCAAUUAUGUGCCCAGAGGUCGGGCGGCGGAUGGAAAUGAUGACAUAGGUCGACGCGUCAGGCAGAGGAUAGGACUGGGGCCGCAUAGCCAGGGCACGCCACGGCCUCUAUACCGCCUAUUGAUCAACAUGCGCAAGCUCAGUCUUUGAUGGCCAAACUGUAUCAUUACCGGUCUGAGGUCUGAUAGCUCUCAUGGUACAGUAGGAUAAAUUGUUUGUACAGUG
This is a messenger RNA of Chara braunii, 1417 nucleotides long. NCBI's taxonomy places the organism in Eukaryota, Viridiplantae, Streptophyta, Charophyceae, Charales, Characeae. The record is from the annotation of a GenBank genome assembly.